Pieris brassicae (large cabbage white) is the source of this 1242-nucleotide messenger RNA. RefSeq lists its product as uncharacterized. NCBI's taxonomy places the organism in Eukaryota, Metazoa, Arthropoda, Insecta, Lepidoptera, Pieridae. The record is from RefSeq and is a predicted model, not a curated record. Bases 292 to 1224 code for a protein of 310 amino acids. The transcript is spliced from 3 exons.
UUCACUCAUAACCUGUGAAGUAUGAAGAUUGAAAAUUUAAACUCUGGCGUUUUAGGUGUUUACGAACCAAAACUAAUGAUAUAAAUUUAAUAUUUUUAAUAAAGAUUCUGCAUUUGGUGAACACCAAGUCUUCAUUUUUCCUAGUGUAUGUUACUAAAUAUAAAAAUAUUAUUUACUAAGUAUAACGCUCAAAAUAGCUGUACAAUUAAAUAUUUGUAGUAAGGUGUAUUAUAGCUUGUUAAAUUACUGUGACAAGAUAUAGCAGCAAAGAGAUCAGUUUCAAUAUUGAUCAUGUCUUCCUGCAGAAGAAUCGAUUCUGAGAGUUCGGAAGUCGACAGCAGCCACGGCAAUGACAUAGGAUCCAAAGGAUUGAAAAAAAAUCCAAGGGAACGGUUUCGUGUAGGAGUGUGUCUGCUACGGAUAUAUGACGAGAAGGAUCCGCGUGCGCACUGCUAUGUGUCGGUGGAUCCGCACCGCCGUGUCCGUUGGCUCGAGCAACGGCUUCGCGACUUACUAGCCGUGACUGAAUCCUUUGUGCUUCGCUCCCGUGGACAUUUACUACCUAGUGCCGAACGGCUCACUAUCCUCUGUCCUGAUGACCCUGUGGAAGUUUUUCCAAUAAAAACAGAUGUAACAAGAAAUGUAAAACCUGGCAAUCAUUCUUAUAUGAUAUGUGAAGCUCACAAGUCUUCAAUAGAUGCAAUUGACGGAGGAAAAUCAGAAAAUGGAGCUGGUGUAGAAUAUUCCUCAAUUGAUGGAGGAAAAUCAGAAAAUGGAGCUGGUGUAGAAUAUUCCUCAAUUGAUGAAGGAAAAUCAGAAAAUGGGGCUGGUGUAGGAUAUUCCUCUAUUGACGGAGGAAAAUCAGAAAAAGUGGCUGGUGUAGGGUAUUCCUCUGUUCAACAUACCAAAGCACAGGGCGAAGAAAAGAGAGAGUCCAUUCAAGAGAACGAAAACGAAACAGAUCUUGAAUCUUAUAAGGAAAGAGCGCUAGCAAUGUUAGAUAAUACAUUUUCUCAAAGGACUCAAAGUGAUGAACAGGAUAACAUUUGGGUCAUGGAAGAUUAUUCAAAUGUCAACAACCAGCGCAUAAAGCGAAAGCGGGUGCGUCGCAGACGAAAAAACAACUAUUCCUCAGAAAGUAAUGGUAAUGCUUGGGAUCAUACUUCGACUUCUGGGCGCGCACCUCGCCUGGUACGCGCAUUGCCCAAUGGACUUACCACUUAAUAAAUUGUUUUAUAGACA